This is a messenger RNA of Colletotrichum siamense, 231 nucleotides long. RefSeq lists its product as uncharacterized. The transcript has 3 exons. The record is from RefSeq and is a predicted model, not a curated record. Bases 1 to 231 code for a protein of 76 amino acids. Lineage: Eukaryota; Fungi; Ascomycota; Sordariomycetes; Glomerellales; Glomerellaceae.
AUGAAGUCCUCCGCUGUUGUCGCCUUCCUGUCUCUCUGCCUGGCGCAUACUGCCUUUGCUGCUUGCAGGACCCGCACCAAUGAAUGCUCUCCUCAAUCCGUCUGCGAUGCCAUCGGCAAGCCUGGCGCUUUCCCUUGCGCCUCUACCGAGACCCAGAGCCCUGCCCAGUGCUCCCAGGCCGCCUCCCCCGGUGGUCCCACUUCCGUCAGCUGCGAGUGCUGCGAUCUGUAA